Messenger RNA from Aspergillus wentii DTO 134E9, 555 nucleotides. Its product is annotated as RidA family protein. The record is from RefSeq and is a predicted model, not a curated record. Gene Ontology annotation, molecular function: deaminase activity. NCBI's taxonomy places the organism in Eukaryota, Fungi, Ascomycota, Eurotiomycetes, Eurotiales, Aspergillaceae. Bases 43 to 555 code for a protein of 170 amino acids. Gene Ontology annotation, cellular component: cytosol. The transcript is spliced from 4 exons.
CACCAUUCUAAAUUCCAUAUCAUAUAUCAUAGUAUCGUGAGAAUGUUCAGCAUCACCCGUGCCAUUCCCAAGGCCCGUCCUUGCCCGCAAUUAUGGUGUCGCCAGAUGCCCCUCAUCAUCUGUCCACCUUUGAGAUCCUUUUCUGUCAUGACGCAGCAUGCAUCGCCCAAGAUAACAACGCACUUUGGCAAGGACUGUUCGCCUCCCCGCGCGGGUGUGCCAUACUCACCUGCUGCUAAAGCGGGCGGUUUCGUCUUUGUAUCAGGCCAGGUCGCUGCCAAUCCCAAGGGCGAAUAUCUCCCGACCCACACUUCGGUGAUGGAGAAGAGCCACAGGAUGAUCCAGAAUGUCAAGAGCGUUCUGGAAGCAUCGGGAUCAUCAUUAGACAAGGUGGUCAAAGCGAAUAUUAUCUUUGUGCAUCUGGAUCGAGACUAUGAUGAAUUCAAUAAAGUGUACCAGGAGUAUUUCCCUCACAACCCAGCCAGAACCAGCAUCGAAGUGAGUGGACUGCCGAAGCCGGCAGAUUUGGAGAUUGAAGUUAUUGCAUUGGCUUAA